AGUUUUCUUUUGUUGCUCAUUUUGUAAAUAUCGUGCAGUUUGUUGUUGUCCGAUUUUAACUGUUUUUCCUAAGAAAAUUACAAGAUUUCCUUUUAUUUUGCUGAUAUUAUUAGAAUAUUCAUUAAAAGUUUAACAGUUUCGAUUUAGAUCUUUAACUAUAAACACAACUAGCAUUUGAAAAAUGUCACAAUUAAGACCCCUAAACGCUGAACUAGAGGAAAUUGCCUGUAGGGAUUUGAAUGAAAUUAAUGACAACAUACCUCAAGAUUUGCAGUCACUACGUGCUUGGCUGGAAAAACAACCUCAUUUAAAGUCGAGAACUGAUGAUCAGUUUUUAAUAGCAUUUUUACGAUUCUGUAAAUAUAAUUUAGAAAGUGCUGAACAACGCAUAGAUUAUUUUUAUACCUAUAAAACAACGGCAAAGGAUUUACUUAAAACAAGGCGUAUAGAUGAGAAAAUUUUGGAAUUAGCACAAUCGGACAUACUUUACACUUUACCCAAGCCGGCCGGAGGACCGGGUGGCCCUCGUAUACAUGUUACACUUAUGGGCAAUAUAAAUCCUUCUCAACACUCAGUGGCCGAUAUUUUUCGUUAUCAUAUUAUACGCAGUGAAAUCGAAAUUAAUACCGAUGACAAUUGGAAUAUAGCGGGUGUUAUUGAGAUAGUAGAUUUCUCCAAAAUACCUUUCGCCUUUUUAAAACAAUUUGAAUUGGGUUUGUUUAAACAAAUGUCAGCCAUUUUAGAACAUGGUAUACCCACCAAUUUAAUGGGCACCCAUAUAGUGAAUGCCUCCCGAGAGGUGCAAAUUAUUAUGAGUUUAAUAAGGACUGUGAUGAAACAAAAGGAAUUGCUACAUGUUCAUCCAAAUUUGGACUCGUUGCAACAAGCUAUAGGUAAAGAAUAUUUACCGGUGGAAUAUGGUGGUUCUAAUGGUACUCUUAAGGAGGCUGCUGAGAAUUACGAAAAACUUUUAUUAAGUUUUAAAAGUUAUUUCGAUGAAGAUGAGCAAUAUGGUGUGGAUGAAAAAUUGCGUCAGGGAGCUAAUGUUAGCGAUAAAGCAAGCGGUUUUUUUCGUAAAUUUAUUAUAGAUUAAAUGCGUCUUGACAGAAUAUGUUUCCAUUUUAUAGUUUUUAUUGUGUAAAGAUAUUUAUA
Molecule: messenger RNA, 1152 nt
Organism: Lucilia cuprina (Australian sheep blowfly)
Lineage: Eukaryota; Metazoa; Arthropoda; Insecta; Diptera; Calliphoridae
Exons: 4
Coding region: 182-1093 (303 amino acids)
Cellular component (GO): membrane
Molecular function (GO): phosphatidylinositol bisphosphate binding
Source: RefSeq, a predicted model, not a curated record